AUACUAUUUUAUACAAAGUACUUAACUAUUGUUAUCGUCUGCUAUUAGAUCAUUCCAUAAAAGUAAAUAAAAUAUAGGUGAUGAAACAAAACAAAACAAAACAAACAAAAAAGCUUUUUAGCCUGAAAUUCUCUUUACCUACGCAAAUAAUUCUUUAGCCAUGCAAAUAAUGCCCUUGUUAUAACAUUGCCAGGUGCUAGUGACGUGACUGACCACAAUGUCUGUCAUGAUGUAAACAGGACCCAACAGGUCCACUAAGUCAGGGGUGACAAAAACAAGAGGCAUUUUGCUGGAGCGUGAUCUCCAUGACCACUUCCUAUUGUUUCGUCCGUGCAAAACUCGGCCGAUCGACCAUGUUUGCAUUUAAUGAAUGCAUUUAAUUAGCACUUUAAACUGAAUUUCUACUAUAGACUACAGGAAGACCUCACCUACAGUGACCUCAUGUACGCGAACAUAUGCGUUUCUUUAACACGAUCGCAUUCAGUUUCUCUUUUAGCAUUAUUAGCAGUUUUAGCAUACUGUACAUUCAUUGGACAGCAACUCCUUUUCACUUCUAACUUCUUACUUUGCAAUCACAAGCACACAAAAGCACCUUCCUACACCUUUCCUACCCGUCUACACUGUAAUGAUAUACAAUUAAAACACAGCGUGUAAUUUAAAGACAUAUUGUUAUAUAUAAAAUUAUUUUAUAUACCAAUAGAAUAGGUUAUUUUUUGUUUGUUUAGAUUUGGUUUUAAUAUAAAUUUAUGCAUAAAUAAAAUAAAUCAUAGAUAGAUCAAUAGAUUGAUAGAUUUGUUUGUGUGUGUGUGUAUAUAUAUGUGUGUGUGUAUUAAUACUAGAAAUUUCAUUCACACACAGAAUGGUUCAGAUCCUGAACACGCCUUCAUGUGGGCGGAAACCUGUUAAGGGGGUGAGACUACAACCGAGAAACCAUGUCCAUUACCAGGAAACAUUUACUUACUUGCUGAAGCUCUUAAGCUGCUUGCAAUUUCAAGAGACAAAUUUGUCCUUUUCUUCACUUCAGCUGCAUACAGAGAAAGGAUCUGUGUCAUGGGAGCUAACAGUAAUGCAAGUUUGGCUCUGUGGUCCUGUGCUCUAGUGGAAGCCCAGGAGUCGACAUGAGAACACUUCUGAAACCGGUGCGUUGUGGAAGAAGAAGGGUAUCGUCGGAUAUGCAAGAGAGCAUCCAAAACGAGGGAAAUUGUUCUCCCUGAACGUAUCGAAGUGAUUGGACCGCACAAUUUGGAGUCCAUGGCACGAUGCAGGUGUAGCGGAAGGGCCUUGUGCCUUUGUCUUCUCCCAUUUCUGAUGAUGAGUCAUCUCUUGGUGUAUAUUAUGGUGACCAUAUUCGUCGCCAUCUCCUACACACCUGAGCCUAAGCCUGUGCCUCUGCCUCUUCAUUUCAUAGCCCCCGGAGCCUCUUCGAACUCCGGAGCUCUUGCAUCACAUCCACUCCAUGCCUUCUGGAACCUACAUUUGGCGGAGGGGGCUUUGUGGAACCGCCUUCAGCACCUCAAAGACAGAGAAAACAAUCCCAUAUUGAGAGCUAACACCACAGGAGGCAGGGGUCCAGCCACUGAAAGUACUAGCGUGCAUGGAAAUGAUGGUUCUCCUUCAUGUAAACCUGAUCAUCUCUGGGCAUCUCAUCUUGCUGAUUUUAACACUAUGCCUGAGCAGAUGAAGGACUUUGUCUUGUCCAUGCAUUGUCGGAACUACACCCUCCUGAUGAACCAGCCUGACCUGUGCAAAGGAAAAGAUACCAAGGCAGGGGCCCCUCUGCUAUUUAUGGCAAUCAAGUCCCAGGUGGGAAACUUUGAGAACAGGCAGGCCAUUAGGGAGACAUGGGGGAGGACAGGCUGGGUACAGGAAGAGGCAGGGGGAGAAAGGUGGCAGGUGUGCAUUGUCUUUCUGCUCGGAAGGCAGGACAUAACGACAGGUCCUCACCCGGACCUUGAGGCACUUUUACAGCUAGAGAGCAGCCUUCAUAAGGACAUCCUGCAAUGGGAUUUCAGAGACACCUUCUUUAACCUCACCUUGAAGGACGUGCUUUUCUGGGAUUGGCUCUCUGUGCACUGCCCACGAGCCCACUUCAUCUUCAAAGGGGAUGACGAUGUUUUUGUUAGGACCGGUGCUCUAUUGGACUACUUGAACGGACAAUAUACUCCUCUACAAGGGACAGCUAAAAAAGCAAGAGACGAUUUGCUUGUAGGAGAUGUGAUUACUAAUGCUUGGCCCAGUCGCCAGCCCACAGCUAAAUAUUACAUACCUGAGAGUUUUUAUAAAGGUGUGUACCCAGCAUAUGCAGGUGGAGGAGGAGUGGUGUACUCUGCCGCCCUGGCCAUGCGACUGCGAGUGGUCUCACAAUGGGUCAGUUUGUUCCCUAUCGAUGAUGUGUACAUGGGGAUGUGUCUCCAAAGACUGGGUGUUUCGCCUAGUCAUCAUCCCGGGUUUUUGACCUUCGAUCUUCCCGAGGCCAACAGAGACAAGCCCUGCGCUUACCGCAAAGUACUACUGGUGCAUAAGCGCAGCCCAAAAGAGAUGCUUAGACUGUGGAGAGACCUAAAGGCUCCACUUGCUGAGUGCUAGUGUAGAGGCAGGGAGGGGGAAUGGAAAGACUUUCUCUGAUUUGUAUAUUAUACACCAGGAAUACAAAAGCCCUGUCUUUUUAAAAACAAGCCAGAUUUGAAUAUCUACCUUCAGGUAUUUUCAUAUGAAUGGAGUGUAAUUAUUUGCAUAAUGAAUAGUUCACUCUGUGGUCAGUUUGUUUUGAUUAUUAACGCUGCUUACUGAAGUCGUUAUGCAUGAGUACUGUGACAUGAUUUGAAAGAUCGAUUUAAUUGUAGUUUUUUCUUUCUUUUUUAUUUUAUUUUAUGGUCCCUAUGUACGGUUUUCAAUUACUUUAUUUUAACUGUAGGUUUCUGCAAAUCUUUUAGUUUAAUAAAAAUGUGUUUAGAUUAUCACAUAAUUAUAAGACAUAAGGCAGGAAGGAGGUUUAGCAUUUUCCAUGUGUUUUAAAGGUUUUAUUUAUAAUAUUAGAAUAUUAUUUAAUAUUGUUCUUCACACUGAGUCAUGGUAAGCUUCCCUGAAAACCGCUGCACUAAUGAAGCAGAAAUCCUGAAACUGCAAUAUCUACAUGGUGCAAUAUCAACCCACUCUUGCCUUUUGUUAUAUACUGUAUCCUAUAUUGGGCAGCAUGGUGGCUUAGUGGCUAGCACUGUUGCCUCACAGCAAGAAGGUCCUGGGUUUGAACAGGCAGGGACCUUUCUGUGUGGAGUUUGCAUAUUCUCUGUGCCUCCGUGGGUUUACUCUGGGUACUCCGGUUUCCUCCCACGGUCCAUUAGGUUGAUUGGUAAUUCUAAAUCGCCCAUAAGAGUGUGUGUGUGGUUGUCUGUCUAUAUGUGUGGCCCUGUGAUGGACUGGUGAUCUGUCCAGGGUGUACCCCUGCCUUUCGCCCAAUGUGUGCUGGGAUAGGCUCCAGCAGAUCCCCGUGACCCUAAUUAGAAAUAAAGCGUGUAUAGAAAACGGAUGGAUGGAUGUAUCCUAUAUUGUACAGCAAGCUUUUAUAUAAUAACUAAAAGUUCUCAGACUAACAUAAUAUAUAUUUUAAUAAAAAAUCCAAUUCACCAAAAUCUGUUUUUCUUUUUGGUAGUAAGACUCAUAUGAUGUUCCAAGAAGUCCAGAACAGCCAUAAAGAAACCAUUAUAGACCUCUUCAUUUCAAUCAGUUCAACACUGUUUAAGUUUAAUUCGUAAAGUGUUUACACUGUGGGUUUUACAAUAUUAUUUUUUUAUCUUUCUGAAAAUUUGCAUGGAUUUGCAUUUUGUGUAAUAUGUUAUCAUAAAUGAUCCAAAAUAUAUAUAUUUUUCUAUUAGAUUGCUUCUACGAAUCAAUAAAGCACUUUGGCCAUCUUAUCCACUAGCUCCAUAACCUUAUUUUUUCUUUUUUUUAAAUAGAUUAAUAAUUUUGUGAAAUAGAUCAUAUAGAUCCAUGCUGUGUUGUUUGUGUUCAGUGAUAUUCUUUAAGGCCUAGAUUCAAUAAACAGAGCAUCUUGAAAUAAAGUCUUGUUUCUUCACUUCAAUUCUUUUUAUUAUUAUUUUUUAAUAGUUUUAUUUAAUUAGAAAGCCUGGUUAUUUGUCCUGGAUUUUGAUUGGUGUUCUGUAUGUGAUGUAUC
This is a messenger RNA of Hemibagrus wyckioides, 4171 nucleotides long. Its product is annotated as N-acetyllactosaminide beta-1,3-N-acetylglucosaminyltransferase 2. The coding region runs from base 1252 to 2586 and encodes 444 amino acids. Lineage: Eukaryota; Metazoa; Chordata; Actinopteri; Siluriformes; Bagridae. The transcript is spliced from 2 exons. Gene Ontology annotation, molecular function: hexosyltransferase activity. The record is from RefSeq and is a predicted model, not a curated record. Gene Ontology annotation, cellular component: membrane.